GGUCACAGCAGUGAAAAAGUAAUACAGCCCACAAAAUCAAGACUUUGUUAACAAGCACCGAUUAAUGAGUAUGGCCACUUCUUUUUCAUAUAAGGCACAAGUUUUAUGUUGAAUAUCCAUGCAAAUCUCAUGAUAUCCAUUACCCAUGCCUACACCCAUGCCAUGCAUAAUGGGCUUGCUGAUGUUUUUAUAAUUUUGUUUUCUGUUAGCUUUGAACCAAAGAAGAAAAAUGCCAUUUAUCUGAGAGUUAUAAUUUGGAUUUAAGAAUUUACAGUUUAGUCUUUUUAUGGCUUUUGUUUUCUUUUUAGAAAAAGAAUUAAGAUCUAUUUAGGGGCUGUUUUUCUUGGUUAUAUUGUUCUUAUUAACAGCAAAGAAGUGCCUUCGCUUCUAUCCAUUGAGAUCCCGUUUUGGGUGCUGCUGCUUCCUUUGUGUUGUGUGUAAUCCAAUAUAAGCCAAACAAGCCAGGCAGGCCAUUGUUGUUUAUGUGUAUACUGCAGGAGCAUAUACACAGGAGUGAUAGCAGCAGCAACAGCAGCAGCAGAAACAUAAAGGCUUCUUCCUUCUUCAUUAUUCUCUUAUCUUAAUUUGUAACUGACAGUUAGUUCAGUGGAGAUAUAUACGCAUUGUGUAUAUGCCUACUUCUAGUUUGCUUGGCUGAGAACUUGCGAUCUCUGGUUCUGUGUUUCUUGUAUUGGCUGUCUUCGCCAAUUCAGUUAUGCAUCAGAAGGUUUGGAAGCAGUGGGGAGAUAUAAAAAUUCCGGUUCGCUUGCAUUGGUUUGUGCAUAUACCAGUCUGGUUUCAAGCUUGAAAAGAGCAGUAUGAAAAAUCCUGGUUCCCAGACCCUUUUCUACUGCUGCAAUACAAGGCCCAGUAAAUCAGGGAAAGCGAAGAAACAGAAAGAUGAUGAUGCUCUUCAAUUUUCCAAGGAUUUCAGGACUCUGAAUUGCAUUAAGAAAGUUAGAAUCAUCUGCACUGAUCUUGAUGCUACAGAUGUAUCCAGUGAUGAAGAGACGAGCACAGAAACAGAUACCCACAAGAGAUUAGUUUAUGAAGUUGAGCUUCCCUCUGGCUCAGCUAUAUUCUCUCAAAAGAAUGGUGAAGAUGAAGAUGGAGAUGAUGGCAUUGGCGAGUCGAAUUGUAAAGAGCCUGUAGUGAAUUUUGAUGUAUAUCCCUACAAGACCAAAUCUACAAACUCUAUAUUUGAAACACAAGAGUUUGCUCACAAAUUCAAGCCCAAGAAGAGAAGCAAAUGCUUACCUUAUAGAAGAGCUCCCAAGAAGAAGGAAAGGUUAACAAGGUUCACAAGGUCUAAGAAAUCUGUUUUGAGGUCCUUCACCUGUAAUAACUCUGGGAAAAGCUGCAAGUACAGGGGAGUAAGGCAGAGAAGAUGGGGUAAAUGGGCUGCAGAGAUAAGAGAUCCUUCAAAAGGAGUGAGGCUAUGGCUUGGAACUUUUGAUACUGCAGAAGAAGCUGCACAAGCUUAUGAUAAAGCGGCCAGAAAGAUUAAAGGUCCAUUAGCACCAACUAAUUUUUCUGGUAAAAGCUAUAAAAUUGAAGGUGUUGAAAACUCAGUUUUGCCUAUUGUGCCAAUGAAGAAAGAGAUCUGUACCAUAAUAGAGGAGGAGUCAUGUGCGUUGGAAACCAGAUGUGAGUCCACAGAUGCAAAGGAGUUUGAAAAAAGUUACAGUUUGAGUGUAGACAGGAACACAGAAGAAACUGACGUUCAUUCAUCAUCUUCAGAGUUCAUUUCUUGCAGUUCUCUUGAAUAUUUGGAUAAAUGUGGGAUGGCAUCACCUUCUUCUGUGCUGGAAGUGUCAACAUGUAAUUUGCUGGACGGUCCAGAAUUUGAUAAAGAAUUUGAAUGCAUUUUUCCAUCCUCUGGAUUGUGGAAAUUUGUUGCAGCUGAUAAUGCCCAAGUGACUAAUUUCAGUGGCAGGUGUGAGAGUAACGAUUUUGUGAUUUCAAGACAAUCAGAUUUAACUGUGCCUUUUCUAGAAUUAGAAGUUAGCAACAUUUUGCCAAUUAAUCUUCCCACUGUUGAAUCAAUGGAUUCCCAGAACAUGCAGCAACAACUUAAUUCAGGAAAGCAAGAGAAUUUGCUUUCUUGUAGCAUGGAUUUUCUUGUGCAGUCUGUUUCUCCCAUCAAUGGAGAACAGUGUUGUGAUGAGGUCCAUUCAUCUGCAUUUGGAGAUCAUUAUUUCAUGAAGGAAUUUGGCCAGUUGUUUGAUAUGGGUGAAUGCAGCAGCUUUCCCGGUGCCAGUGGCUUGCUGAGUGCUGAAAAUGACAUUUCCAGCUUAAAUUUUGACCUUGAUCUUGAAGCUCUAGCAUGGAUAGAUCAAUGCGUAGAGUAGUUGAAAUUAAUUUAGAAGUAAUAGCUUAUAGACCAUGGUAUGAUCCUUGUUUUGGCAGUGUGAUUUUUUUUCUAGAUAUAUUGAGUUAGAAUGAAUGGGAUCAGAGUUUUGGUAGUCUUUGAGAAAGGUAUUUUUUAGUUGGUGAGAACGAUCCUUCCUUAUCAGUCAUAUGGAUUUUCUUAAUGCUUUCGAGCCUUCCAAGUGGCUGGUUUUUUUGUUCUUGUGCACCCUUCUGCACCUAUAUAGGAUAUCAAGUGUAAUUAAUUGAGUUUUGGAGGCCGAGGUCGUCUCCAUGAGACCUGCUUUGAAAUAGGUACAGGGAUUGGUUACUCCAUUCUUUGAAUCUUUAUUCAUGAUUUAAUAUAGUUACAAGAUUUGUAUGUGUGCCACAGAAAAGAUAACAAUAUAUGAGAGUUUGUGCAGUUGACUUA
Molecule: messenger RNA, 2782 nt
Organism: Cryptomeria japonica (Japanese cedar)
Lineage: Eukaryota; Viridiplantae; Streptophyta; Pinopsida; Cupressales; Cupressaceae
Exons: 2
Coding region: 819-2351 (510 amino acids)
Biological process (GO): regulation of DNA-templated transcription
Molecular function (GO): DNA-binding transcription factor activity; DNA binding
Source: RefSeq, a predicted model, not a curated record